AUGCGUAGUCAUCUUUUAGAACAAAGCACGUCGGGUCGAUUCUCAACCACAAUCCAACAUGUAAUGGCUGCGAAAAAAUCAGAGCCUGACAAGAAUCUGCCGUGGGGUUUGACCCCAGAAGGGUUAACCCCAGGAUCUAUGAAGGUAAGCUGAAAUUUAACAUCUGUUCUCUCGUUUUAAUUAGCAAUUGAUUUGGAAUUCAAGAUAUCGAUGUUUCAUCGUCAAAGUAACGCUUUGCAAUGGAUGUAUUCCUUGCAGACAAUUUCUGAGAGCAAGUUGAAGUCCUUCUCUGUUGGAAUGAUGAACGCUGGACUGAAGAAACCCGCCAGAUCAAAGCUAGAUUCUGAUGAGAAGAAAAAAGGUCUCACUUAAUUGUGAUUUUGUACAGUAGAAUAUCCUAGAUCGUAAGAAAGCAGAAAAAUUGUCGGUACGAUUUACUAGAGAUUUAAGACGCUGCAACUGAAAGCCAGAUUUUGCAAGUAUAUUUUUAAUGGAACUUGACAUUUGAAGGAUGUUUUAGAAAUGAAGAGGCUAUGUGUAAAUAUUCAUAUGAUGCAUAGUGUAAGAUUUUAUGGUAAGAUGUUGAAGGAUACAAGAAGAGUUUGUUGAUCAGGAAUGGAAAGUGAGUGAUUUUCAAAAAGCCUUUUAAGGUAGCAUUGGAAAGAGCUAUAUUGUCAACUCUGGCAAUGUACGUAUUUAAUCAAUCCAGUUGUUUUAAUCUCCUUCAGGGGUAAUGUUACAUUUACCUGAGUAUUUGUUGUAUUUAGCCUCUCCAUAUAUUUGGUUCAAAAUUUUCAUGUGUUUGUUGAGCAUGCUCCUGAGAUGGUUGUCUUUUUGGAUAUUUUGCAAUCCCUGUGGUGGGUAGCAAAUCAAGCAAGUUGCAUUUCGUGCAGCAUGCAUUAUCAGACGUUUUCAGUUUGGUGAAGUUCACAGGAAUCAUACAAAAUAUUCCACAGGUUUCAAGUUUGUUUUGUUCACAAGGGUUUCUGAAAAGAGGGGAGGUUAUAUUAGAUUGAAGGAAGCUGUAAAUCAUGUGUUGCAAGGGGAUAGAGAAAAAUCCAUGUCCCUCUCUAGUGUUAAUGUGUUAUUUGGAUGCUCUGAUCUUCAGCUAACUUGUUGGCAAAUCAGUUGACCAAUAAGACCAUUUAUUAGCAAUAUUCUGGACAAGUGUCCAGCUAACUACCUGGAUUAGCAAUGUUAAAAUAACUCUUGUAACAGGACAGUUUUAAUUUCAGUUCUUGAAUACUUUGUCAAAGUUAUAAUUGUCUCUGUUUUUUAGAAAGCAGAAUCAGAGUGUGCUGAAGUGUUUGCAGAUUUUGUUGCUUCAUUUGAAGAUGCUCGGGUGGCUGGGAAGACUUUUGUGCGCGGCAAUACAAUCAACCCGGAAACAAAAGGUAAAAUUAUUUCAAAACUGAUUCGUGUAUUUAUUAUUCCAAAUAAAUAGUAGACUUAUUUAUCUGUCUUUGUUCUCUACCUAAAGAUAAAUUUAAAAGAGUAUUUCAUAGACAGUUAAAGAACAUUUCGAUGCAAGAGGGUACUUUAUACUUUAAUCAAUAAAUUUAUAAAAUCAUAAUUGUUAUUUUGUGUCUAAUUUUACUCCAGUUAUAAUAUGUAAUAUCUAAUUGGCUGUGCUAUAAUUCAUGGUACUGUUUUUCUUGUUCGUGUACAUGUAUAUAUAUGUUCUCUAGUCAUUUCCUUUGUUCAAUCAAUUAAUUCUUUCCUCUAGCUGCUACACAUUUCCUUGUGAGUUGGUUAUGAGAAUUUGGUGUCGGGUCAAUAUAAUAUCUCAUACCUGAUAAGAGUUUUCUCACUACCAGUGAGAUCAAUAUAAUAUCUUGUAACUUAAAAGUUUUAAUAUUCUCAAUACCAAUUUGCUGGAUGAUACAGUGUAUAUGGAUGCUAUAGGAAGAAGUUACAGUUAAUUACUUCUGGGAGCUAAAGGGUAAAGUGAAGAAUUUAUCUUAAUGUUUCUUUUCCUCCCACUUCGAUUUUCUUCACUAUUUUGUAGUGAAGAAAUGUAAAAUGGUUUCCAUGUUUACAUAACCUGAUGUAAACACGUGGGAGGUUGGGAGAACACGAGGUAAGCGUAGGAAACCACGAUGCAAAGUGGAGUGGUUUCCAGCUUACGGAGUGUUCUCCCAACCUCCCAAGUGUUUACAUCAGGCUAUGUAAACAUGGAAACCAUUUUACAUUUCUUUAUAAAAAUGACUAGUGAAAGAGGAACGAAAACUGUGUUUACGUAUGCUCAUGUAAAAUGGUUUUAUAGCCAAUCAGAGCGCGCAUACUAUUUGAAUUAUUUUAUAAGUAUGGGUUGUUUGAUAUGUAUUUUAAUUGCUGAGGUUGUUCGAUUUUGUUGCUGAUGUUUGUGAAUGUUUUACAGAGGAGACUGCUUCGGCACAGGCUGGAGCUCUAUACAAGCCAAUGGCAAAGAUAUCUGCUACUGUUAUGGAAGAGAAAAUCAAGACUGAAUUGGUAGCUCCCAAAGUGGUGUGUAUUCAGUUUUAAUUUUAUGUAUAGUGGUCUUGUGGCUAGCAUAACCCUUUCACUCUGAAGAUCUCAUUAGCAAUUCUCCUUACUAUCUACCAUAUAAUUCUUGUGAUGUUAGUUUGGAGAAUUUGGUAUUGGAUUAACUAAAAAUCCCCCUAAUCGCUAUUUUUCUUUAUUCUUAUCACUUGUCUGCUUGAUAUUACAUUGAUAUGGAAAAGAGAAAUUCUCUCUUGGUCACUCAUGGGAGUUGAAGUGUUAGUUAUCUUUGGGCAAGAGACUUAGAUGGAUUCUCCACAGUGCAUCUCUCCUCCCGCGAGUGUUAACAGUACUUUAAUUGUCAGAGGAAUGUUAUAUACCAUAUUGCUUGUUGCAUUAUGCUACAGUAAAUGGAAAUGUGCAGUGCAACACAUAGGAAACUUGUAGCACUGAAUAACAAAGGCAAAAAAGUUGUGCAUGUUUUUGUCCUUGUGCACAUAAAAAUUGUAUAUGCGUGUCUGACCUUCCCUGUGUAGUUAACAUAUAUCUGAGCAGUACUGUACUCUCCACUGGCAAUCAAACGUUUUGCAUUUUCUGUUCUUUUUUUCAGGAGUCUGUUAAGAAAAAAGGCAAAGAGAAAGAAAAGAAGAAGAGCAAUUUAGAACUGUUUAAGGAAGAAUUAAAAAGGUAAAUAAAGUUAUUGUUAAAUGUAUGUGAGAGUAAUUGUAUUUAUUCUUACAGGCAUGUAUGCUUUUAUGAUUUUUUGUCUCUUUUUGUUCAGACAACAGAAGGAAAGGGAGAUAAGGCACAAGAUCAAGAAGGGUGAUCUAGCUGAUAUUCCCAGAGAUGUCUUAGAAAAUAUGGCACCAUCUCUUCUUGCACCUUCCAAAGGUAUGGACUAAUAGUUUUGGGUGAUAAAGUAUAUAGUUACCAAAUUUAGAUCAAUUCAGAAGUUCAGAAAAAAAUUUUAAAUUUAACAGGAUUGGUUCCAUUUAUCUUUGGUCUGUGGCUGUCAUUGUGAAUUUCUCCUUUAUAUUGAAGACAAAACAUGCGACAAGGAUCAGAAACAAACAUUUUGCUUCCUUCAUUCCCAAUGAAUUACAACCAGUAAUUGAUUUGUUUAUAUUUGUAGAGGAAGGUUAUUCAUAUGGAUCACAUGAUACUGGAGAUCCCAACACAACAAAUCUUUACAUUGGAAACAUCAAUCCAGCAGUAAGUUAAUUCUCCAUACUUUUCUCUACACAUUUCAUAAGGUGAUGACAGGGAGAAAUUGUUUAACAAUCCAGGACUUCAUUAGUUAGUGAUCAUUUCCUUAUAGUCUCUUGACCCUAAUGAGUGAUUCAGGGGUUAGGAGAAAUUAGAUGCUAAUCACUCCUACAGUGGUUAAAGGGUUAAGAUAUGUUUUUGUGAAGCCAUAUAAUCAUUUCUCAAUCAGGACAGGCCUGAUUUAUAUAAAAAAGCAAUAAUCUUACAAGCAUUGUUGCUCAUAAAGAGUUUUAUGAAGCUUCAUGAAGAACAUUGUUAGAGUAUGUUACUGAAAAGAUAAUCCAAAGCUAGAACUGGUCCUAGUUUCAAAAGGUCUGUAUGAUUCACCCUUAUGCUGUUUCUUCAUUUUUUAGAUGACAGAGGAGAUGUUAAUGCGACUGUUUGGCAAGUAUGGACCUCUGGCCAGUGUUAAAAUCAUGUGGCCUAGGACUGAGGAGGAGAAGGCUCGCAACAGAAAUUGUGGUUUUGUUGCUUACAUGAGGAGAAAGGAUGGAGAAAAAGCUCUUAAUGCUCUAAAAGGUUAGAUUUUAUUGAAAAAUAUUUAGUUUCAUAGGGAUUUUCUUCAUCUUAGAGCUGAAGGUUUUGGGUUUAAAGCAAACAUUCAAAUUCUUAAAGAAGGUGUAUUCUUGAGAACAAUGUAUCUUAAUAAUAAUUUCUGAUUUAAACCCACCCACCUCCCCCUCCCCCUCCCCCUCCCAUUUCAAGCAACAGUGCACUCUAUAGGGAAAGAUGUUUUUUGUCCAGUCACAAGCGUGGAACAAAGAAAAAAUUCUGAGUCCCCACGAGGAAUGGAACCUCAGACCUUUGGAUUCCACACUUAACUGGUAUUCUGUUUAUAUAUAUGAACCUCAUAAUAGACCUUGCUCAUGCUAGAGUCUCUGUGGCUCAGUAGUAGAGCAUUGAAGUGUAGAAUCUGAAGGUCUGAGGUUCAAGCUCAAAACUUACCACCUCUCUUAUUUUAUUUACUGUACUAUAAGUUUCUCUGAAAUUCUGUCAAGAGAUAAGAGAUAACUUUAUUCUUUCUCAUCACUCUAAUGUUUAAAUGAUUAUUGGCUGUCACAAAAGAGCUCAAUACUAUGUUAACAAAGCACCCCUUUUGAAAACAUUGUUGUCACUAAAAACCCUUUUUGGUUUAUGAAUUUCUUUUACUUCUGAUCACAGGGAAAGAAGUCAUGUCCUAUGAGAUGAAACUAGGUUGGGGAAAAAGUGUUCCUCUACCACCCCAUCCUAUCUAUAUUCCCCCAGAGAUGCAAGAAGACACUACCCCACCACCCCAAUCAGGGUUGCCUUUUAAUGCUCAACCUGAUAAAAAGAAAGAUGACUACUCCAGUGCUCCUCCCCCACAGGGGGGUGCCGAGGAAGGCAAGCGCAAUCUUGAUGCAAAUGGUUUUAAUAAGGAGGUGAGCUUCAGAUAAUGGUUUAUCCAUGAAUUCAGAGUUUGUAUGAAGUAGCCUAGGGAAUCGCAAUACUUACAUGUUCAUAACUCCUCUGUAAUUGUUUUUUUUCCCAUGUAUGAAUAUUUAAUGCAUGAUAUUUUUUAUUACAUGUACAAAGUGGUUUUGUCAUUUGUAAUGUGCUGUCAGUAUAUAAGUUUUACAUAUUCAUUUAUUUAUAUAUAAUUAUUAAUUAUUGUAUUGUUAUCUCUGUCUGUGCCUUUGUGAGAAUACUGUAAGUUGAAUGAAAGGAAAAAGUCCUCUUUUUUUUUAUUCUAAACCAAAAACCGUAUAAAACUUUUCAUGGGACCAACUCAUCAUCAGGUUUUUUCCUGUGAGUCUUGAUUUUUUCAUGUGAUGUAAGAAUUGUUUCUUUUGAACUAUUUUCUAAUUAAGGAAAGUAUAUCUUCAUGGUGUUCCUUUUUUGUGUUCAAAAAACUGCUAAAUCAAGAAAAAAUAUAUUUUUGUGACAUAGUGAACAAUUCUCUUAUCUUUUCUCCACAUAUUUCAUGUUUAUUUGAAAUUCUUGGGGCAAGUAUUUUGAAUUUAUCAAAAUGGAGAGCGCCAGAGCAUGCAUGCACCCUUUAACUUACAUUCCAAUCAGCUGUUACAGAUUCACAAUUUGUAUUUAUGUUAACUGUAGGUUAAAUCUUAUUAGCUGUUUUGUUUAAUACUCACAAAGUCUUUGGCAAUUGUCUCUUAGACCUUAGCCAAUGCGGUCGUGAAAGUUGUAAUCCCGACGGAAAGGUACCUUUUCUAUGAAAAUUCACUGUUGUUUUUUCAUUCCCUUGUGGAAUAAUCACUGGCUGCUGGUAUGUUUCUUGAGUGACCUCUCCAUGCCAGGCUUGAUAAAUAUUACACAUCAUACAUAUGAUGUCUGUACAUUUUUGUUGUUUUGUAGAUUAUUUACACCCUGUUAUUUGAUUUAGAAAGCCUCUGUACAGGUGUACACUGUACAUCUAAUACAAAGUUUUUUCUUGCUUCUUCCAUUUUUUAUUCCUUUUUGGCAUUUUUGGUGAAUUAAACAAUAUGUUAUAUGAUUAAAAUCUAACUGCAACCAAAAAAUAUAAAAAUUAUGUUCUUUACUCUCUCUAUAAUCUCUGUAACACUAUUAUGUUCCUGAAAGUUGAGUACCACAAGUAUUUUAUACAUGCCUACAACAAUCUCUUCCAAUUUCAUAAAAUUGUACUUAACAAGUCUUAACAGCUUUGUAUAUUCUUAAAUGUUUGGAAUUUGUUGUGUAGCACCACCUUGUCAGAUCCGGAAGUAAUACUUUAAGUUUAGUGGCUUGCUCAAGCCAUUUUCAAGGACUUUUUUUCUUUUGUUUUGUAUCAUAUAAACAUUUAUUUAGUUGAGUGGUGUUUUUGCUGGGAAGCUUUUGCUUGAGUGCUUCAAGGUUUCUGUGCCUUGUUUGCCAAAGUCAUUUAAAAUAAGUUGCCCCAUGGGAUACUAUUCUUAAUUCUUUAGAAAGUACUUGUAAACCAUUUCCUAUGUUUUCUUCAUUUGUGUGCUUAUUCACACAAGCUGAAAAAUUAGCCAUAUUUAAUUAGCUCUACAUGUAGGAUGCAUUCAGUUCCAUAGAAGAAAAAAAAACUCACUUUUUUUAAUCAGCUUUGAGGUGAAGAUGUUCAUCUUACCAUGUUUGAUUUCACAGUGAUAGUCACUAACUUUCACAUGUUGUUUGUUGUUGUGGUAACCACUGUAAUUCCCACAGGAACCUCCUGUGCCUCGUACACCGUAUGGUUGAAUUUGUCGUGCGUGAGGGACCCAUGUUUGAGGCCAUGAUCAUGAACAAGGAACUGAACAACCCAAUGUACAGGUGAUUGAAUAUUAUCUUCUGAAUUACAGCUCGCAUGUCUUGGAAAUUCAGCUCAAAUUAUUGCAGUUUCAUAAUUUGUCAUUGAGUAUAACAUCAUUCCUGUUCAUCCAUAGUACUCACUUUUAUUCCUUUUUUGUAUUUUUUUGCACUUCUUUUAUUGCUUUUCUGUUUUGAAAAACUGAUAUUCCUUAAUCAUCUUGAAAUUGAAGAUGGGUCCACACAAACUUGUUCUUUUGUAACCCUUCAAGAUCAUAUUGUUAAUUCUCCCCUCUGGCUGUCACAUAUUUCCUUAUAAAUUAGUUCUGAGAAUUUGGUGUUAGAUCAAGGUAACAACUUCUAGCUGAUAAUUUGGAGUAUUCCCAUGACCUGUUUGUGGAAUAAUGUAUGGAUAUUAUAAGGAGACGUUACAUAUUAAUCACUUCAGGGAUUGAAAGGGUUAAAUUUGUUGUUUUCUGAAUCUCUGUUUGUAGGUUCUUGUUUGACAAUCAUUGUCCAGAACAUAUCUACUAUCGGUGGAAGCUGUUUUCCAUUCUCCAGGUUUGUUCUGGUUUGCUCUGUAUAAGCAAUGUUCUUGCUUGUUUAUUCUUUGCGUGUUCAUUGGCUGCUUUUGGUAUUUCCUUUUCUUUGAUUAGCUCUUCCCCAACCCUCUAAGUUUUUUUUUUUUGUUUUUUUUUUUUUUUCCAACAUUCAAUCACAAUACUCCUUUUUGUCUCAAUUCACUUACAGGGUGAUUCCCCUACAAAAUGGCGGACAGAAAAAUUUAGAAUGUUUAAUAAUGGCUCUUUGUGGAAACCACCUCAGUGUCAUCAGUACACCAUGAGUGCAGCAGCUUUUAAUGCCAAUAAACAACCUGUGCCUCAAGUAGAAACACCCAUUGCACCAUCAACGUCACAGACAUCAACAACUGCACCAUCAUCAUCACACAGCUCAAGUAGCAGUCACAGCAGUAGUCAUACUGCAUCAGCAUCCACAACAUCAAGUAGUAGGAAGUGUUCUCUAUCCAAUAGGUAAGAUCUCUGCCCAUCUGACAGUAUAAGGCCUAGGAUCAUAGAAAACUUUAUUUUAACUCCUUAUACAAAAGAGAAGCAGUGCCAAGUGCUUUGUUUGUAGCUGUUGCUAUGUGUGGGAGAAUUAAAUAGUUUCCUCAAAACUGUGGAUCACAAUUCUUGUAAAGUUCUUUGAGUGUCUCGAUCCUUGAUAUCUGAUUCUUGAGUCUCAAUACACAAUUCUUGAUGGUUUUAAAUAUAGAGUUUUAAGUUGAGCCUGUCAACCUACUUUGAGUAGUACUGUACACCUCAUGGGGCACAUAUUUGAUUUUUAGCAUAUGGAUGUUGCAUUUAUCAGUGGCGUUUUGUCUUUUGAAGUAAUAUUUUUCAAUCUCUGACAACAAUCAUGAUUAAUCAAUUGUUUAUGUUUCACAAAACUGAGACAUGUAUACAGAUGCAAUGCCUGGCUCUUUUGAUGACACAGAAUAAGAUUUUCUGGCGCACGUGUACAACAAGGACAGAGUAGACAAUUAAGUUGUGUUAUACUUGUAAUUCUUUCUGGUAAUCUUGAAAUAAGGGAUACAUCAAUAGAGAAGUGACAGGGGAGGGUAGGGCAAAAAGCAAAAAAGAGUUUUGGUUUGAAAAAAUGUGGUGAAUUUGUUUUGGUAUAAAGUAGAAAUCUGAAAAUUCACAUAUUUGCACUGCGGUGGGAAAGAUGAAAUUAAGAGAUCCUCGCAGCUAAGAACACUACUGAAACGAGUAGUUGUAAAUAGGACCUGAAAAAAAUUCAGGCCCGUAUGGGAUAUGAACCCAUGACCUCUGCGAUACCGGUGCAGCGCUCUACCAAUUGAGCUAACAAGCCAACUGGGAGCUGGUCAAUGAAUUGCCAAAUUGCCAGGUCCUAUUUACAACUACUCGUUUCAGUAGUGUUCUUAGCUGCAAGGAUCUCUUAAGUAGAAAUCUAUUUUUGGGAAAAUUUUUGUGGUUGCAGGCAGCGCGACAAGUUGGAAGACAUGCUGAGGGAUUUAACUCCAGAAAGGAUAAAAAUUUCCAGAUGUAUGGUGUUUUGUGUUGAUCAUGCAGACUGUGCAGAGGAGGUAAAUUAGAAAUUAUGCUAUGGUUUUCCUCUCAUGAUUGAUCCAAAUAAGCAUCAGCUGUUUAAAAGAGUGUGAAAUAUUAUUUUGUCUAUAUCCACAAUCUGUCUUUGUGUAUUAUUUAAAAGAGUUUUUCGAAAGAAUGAUUCAGAACUAUCGAGAGUUUUUCCUUUUUUCUUGGCACAUCACCAAAUUCCUUUUGUUAAGGAAAAUACUAACUUUCCUAUUUUGUCAAAAGGCAAAAGUAACAAAAGCAACCCAUUGUAGUCUAAUUUUGACAAGAGAAUGACCAAAUACUUGUAAUUACUGGAAAUAAUAAAUUAUGCCCAGUAAAUUGAUGCUCUAAUUUGGUCCUAACUAUAUUUUACAUUUUUUUUUUCACAUAUGCAAAGUUUUAUUAAGUCUCUUUACUGUGUUCAAUCAGGUUGUUGAAUGUAUUGCUGAGUCACUGUCAAUUUUGCAGACCCCUCUGCAAGUUAAGGUAAGUAGAAUGCCAACAUUUCCACUAUGUAGGGUGAAUUGGAUGUGUGUGUUCCACGAGAGAGGAGAAAAGGGUUGUCCCAAGAAGAAAAGAGACAAUUUUGAACUAUGAAUAUCUCAUUGUGAGCUCAAGUCCCACAUAGAAUUUACCAUCAGUUACUUUAGAAGGGAAUAACUUUACUUUAGAAAGGAGUAACAAGCCUACUUGUGUUUGACUUCAAAGUCUUCAUCCAUUCCAGUUUUCUUCAUCAUUUUUGUGCUGAAUCUGAGUGACAUUUGCCUCUGUAGGUCGCAAGGCUGUACCUGGUGUCAGACAUUCUGCACAACUGCUCUGUCAAAGUACCAAAUGUGUCCUAUUACAGAAAAGGGUAAGGAACCUUAUUCAUCUUCUCUGUAGGAACAUAAAUGUCCUUCUCCCGUGUAUUAAAAAGAAAGAUUAAAUUUUGCUCACAAAUGUACUUUAGAAUGAGAUAUUUACAAUUUCCUUUUCAGAUUUCAGACUCUCCUCCCAGACAUAUUUGGUCACUUAAGUGUCUCUUUCAAAUCUAUAAAUGCUCGUAUGAAAGCAGAAAACUUCAAGGUGAGUUUACAUGAAUUAUGUUUUUACAACCCUUCAGUCUUUUCCUCUGAAACCCUAAAGCCGGCAAGCAAUGAAACGCCAUAGAGGACUAAGAAAGCUUGCCUUGUACAGUUAGACUGGCAUGUUCUUUGGUAUGAUCAUUGACCAGUGGACGACAUGGAAAAAAUAAAAAUUUAUAUUAUUUUUAUUUUCAGAAACAAGUUCUUCGCUGUCUUGCAGCGUGGAUGGACUGGGCUGUGUAUACUCCCGAUUUUUUGUUUGAUUUGGAGAACGUGUUUUUGGGUAACAACGAAAGACCGAGUCAACCAGAGGUAAACUUUGUACAAACCUUACACAAGUCUGCUGUCAUUCAUUCCUUAGGUUUUUACAUUUUUGGUAAUUAAAUUGUCUAAGAUUCCGAACGAGAGGUCUGGGUCCAAGCUCCGUGAGAAUCAACCAUUUACACCUUAACAGUACGCAUAUUCUCCAUAAUGUUCUCCGCAUAUUUGCUUUGGUACCAUCUGGGAGAAUUUGUGUAACAAUCAAGAGCUUAAUUGGAAAUCAUUUCCUCGUUCCCUUGACUUUAAUUGUUUGAUUCAGGGAUGACACUGAGAGUAGAAAAUUGACGCAAGUCACUUAGUGAUAAAGAGUCCACCUUUUGUCAUUUCUUGAUUUUUGUUCUACUCCAGGCUACCGAAGAGGCUUUUACUGAAAGCAAGGCCGAUCUGGACGGAAAACCACUCGACAUCGAUGGUCUGCCCAUCAAGUCAAGUGACGUGGAUGGCGUCCCAAUCAGAUCAAGCGAUAUGGAUGGCUUCCCGAUUAAACAGACUGAUAUCGACGGAGUUCCUCUAUCCAGUGAUGAUAUUGACGGAAAGCCGAGUAAGUGGAUUAUUAACUGUUUCACUCCCAAGAUCUCGCUAGUAACUCUCCUUACUAUCUGUUAUACAAUUCUUAUGAUGUUACUUCGGAGAAUUUGUUCAAAACACGUGACCUCUUUUUUUCCUUACCUCAGUGGACGGCAAAAAGAGUUCCGACAAGUCGCGAGAUAAAGGUCAGGAUUUCACGAGAUUUUUGUACUUUUUCCUGCGUUUCCAUGUUUCUUUAUUAUUAUUAAAAAUAAUUAAUAUAAUGUUCACCUUAGCUUCAAAGCGAUUUUGACAAGUUGUUGUUAGUUUUCUAGGCUACCAGUGUUCAUAUUAGAUUAAAGACAGUUUAUAUUGUUUCGGCAAAAUUGUAUUUAGUGAUUUAAACGAGUAGUAGUGAGCUGGCUGUAAUAAUAAUGGUAAUGAUGAUGAUGAUGAUAAUAAAAAUAAUAAUAAUAAUAAUAAUGAUAAUAAUAAUAAUAAUAAUAAUAAUAAUUAAUGCAUUUUUUGCACGGUUAAGUUGAUAGACUUGCUGAUUUGGACAAUCCUUACCAGAGAAACUCUUCUCUAAAGAAGUCUGCCUGACCAUUUUCCGGCGAUUUAUAGUUAUAUUUCCUUUUUGACUCAUUCUCUAAUGCACAGGGACUCCCUUACAAUCCCAUUCUCAUUUUUCUGUAUCAUUUAUUUCUUUCAGAUGUUCCUCACGUUGCGUCAAAAUGGGAUCGACCUGAAUGGGAGACGGUUGAAGAGCGGGAGCCUUUACCAGAGUGAGUAAUAUGCACACGAGGGAUGAGGUUCCAAAUCAUAUUCUUUUCAUAGAAGAGGUCUUGUGUAUUUUGGCGCAAAAAAAGCCAGCCUCGCUUUCAAAUUGAUAAGAUUUAAAUAAGGACUUUCAUGAUACGUUCGUUUAGACCCGCCAUCAAAGACGAUUCUCCGAAAAGACCCGAGGAGCCUUCAGCUGCCUCCGCAGAGACCCCUCGAGUAGCGGAAAUUGACGAAAGCAGACGGAAAAAGCUUCGAGAAAUCGAACUCAAAGUUGCAACGUAUGCCCAGAAACUGGAAGCAAAAGGAGCGAGCGACAUUGCUCAACAGUGUGAUGUGUUCAGAGCCAAGUUACUGGAAGUGAGUGAUGCCCUCAUAUAGCAAACAACUCUACCCACUUCAUUACAUUUUUUUCUCUCUUCUUGGCAAUUUUAGCUUUCAACCUCAGUCUCUUACUACUUCUAUUUAUUAGGCUAUUGAACCAAAAGAAGUAAAAGAUAAGAAGAAGAAAGGAAGCAGCCACACAAAUUCACCAUCCGACUCUCGCCGGAAGAAGUCUCGGAGUCGAUCUAAGUCCCCUUCUGCCAAAAAGCGAACUCGGCGGUCCCAGUCCUCUGAGAGUCGUUCGACCUCGAGAUCUCCCGAGAGGAGCGGAUCGCCCUUGACUACUUCCCUACAGGUUCUGAUACUUUGGCGUGAAGAUUCUUGAAAAAAAUUUUCAGUGGAUUUUGAAACGAUCAACAUUAACCCGCCAGCCUUGUUUAUUAAACAUCCGCCUAAUAAUUUCUUUUUUUCUGUUCUUAGUCGUUGAAGCAUUACGAGUCACGCACACCUUCGCCUUCGAAUUCCAAACGGUCAAGAUCGCGAUCCCGCAGCCGGAGCUCAUCCCGCGGGCGAGCAAGGUCCCGAUCCCGAAGUCGCUCUCCCGGCAGCAAGCAGAGGCGUAAACGUUCCAGGUCACGAAGUGGCUCACCUUCUAAGAGAAACUCGUCCCGAAAGAAGCGAUCGAGAUCCCGCUCAAGAUCACCUUCCAGAAAAAAGAGCAAAAAAGAAGAAGAAAUGAAUCCAAAAGAGGAGAAAGAAAAACGAAGCGGCUUUUUUUUUUACCCUAUACUGUACUCUAUUGAAAGAUAACUCUAUUGUGACGCGUGACAAGUUGAAGCCUGUAUGGGUAGCGCACAAGGGGAAGGAAGGGUAAAGUUAUUUCACGCAUGAAGUGCGAUCUUUGCCAUCUCUCAUGGACAAAGUGUGUUCUUUAAGUAAUUUUCCUUCUUUCUCUUCAUUUUUACGAUGACCAUGCGAGGCACGCUCGUCGUCAACAGUUUACCUUUCCGAGAAACACCCGAUAGACACGGCGGGGAAGGACGCCAUGUCACUAAAGUGACCACUUUUUGUUCUUUUCUGCAAAUUGUUUUUCAACUCGGAACGACUUGAUUUAUGCACGGAACUUGUUUCAAGGAUUUACUUGCAGUCUUCCAAAUAAAAUUAUUAUUGUAAAAGAAAGUGCGUUUGAUUUUUUCCCCAGUGACAGUAUUGUCACACAGAUCGGGCUGUUUUCUUCCAGAGGAGCGGGCCGAAGUGGUAUACAGAUACAACCCGGUUUAGCAUCACAAUGUGAACAGAUGGUUCUCUUUAUUUUUCGGGCUCAGAGAAUAGACUAUAGAUGCAGAGACUUGAUGAUUUCUAGAGAACUAUCACUGUUAACAGAGACAGCACUAAAUUGUUUCUAAUUUCCCACGGGUCAGUCUCAACAACUGGCAACGUUUUUCA
Messenger RNA from Pocillopora meandrina, 13498 nucleotides. The record is from the annotation of a GenBank genome assembly. NCBI's taxonomy places the organism in Eukaryota, Metazoa, Cnidaria, Anthozoa, Scleractinia, Pocilloporidae.